AUGGUUAACGUCGGUCCCAAACACGUCGCCAGCGGCGGCUUGCUACUAAGUGUGGCCCUGGUGCUCCUUCUAUUGAAGUACUGGUUUUUUCUGAACCGUGGGCUAUAUACCCCCGACUUUUCUCACCUCGACAAGGUUGAGUAUUAUGACCUUGGCGAAUACCAAGGCAGCGGCCAUGGCUGGGAGAAUGACGAACGUAUUCUUUUCCUCGUGCCGUUACGGGACGCCCUGGCCCACUUGGGGAUGUUCUUUGACCACAUGGCCAACAUGACCUACCCCCACCAUUUGAUUGACUUGGCCUUCCUCAUCUCCGAUACCCUGGAUGACACCGUCGCGGUGUUGACUGAAAAGUUGAUGGAAGUGAGAGAGGAGUACGGGCUGAUGGAGAUUUUCUACAAGAACUUUAACCAGGUGGUGUCGCAGCUGUUCUCUGACCGUCACUCGUACAAAGCUCAAGGCCCUCGGAGAAUGUUGAUGGGGAGAGCUCGUAACUGGUUGUUGCUGAGUGCGCUUAAACCCUACCACUCUCACGUCCACUGGAGAGAUGUUGAUGUGGAGACGAUGCCGGCAACAAUUUUAGAAGAUUUAAUGUCCCACGACAAGGAUGUGAUCGUCCCAAACGUAUGGCGUCCCCUUCCGUCGUUCUUGGGGCUGAUGCAGCCCUACGAUCUCAACCUGUGGCAGGAGCUGGAUGGCGGCUUACAGUUAGCGGAGACGUUGGACGAGGAUGCGGUGAUUGUCGAAGGGUACGUAGAACUCCAGACGUGGCGCCCUCACUUGGCCUACUUGCGCGAUCCCUACGGCGACCCUAACGUGGAGAUGGAGUUGGAUGGUAUUGGUGGGGUGUCGAUCAUGUCUAAGGCGAAAGUGUUCCGGCUGGGGGCCCAUUUCCCGGCGUUUGCGUUUAUGAACCACGCCGAAACCGAGGCGUUCGGCAAAAUGUGUCGUCGCAUGGACUACCUGGUGGUGGGGCUCCCUCACUACGUGAUCUGGCACAUCUAUGAACCACUGAAUGAUGACUUGAAGCACAUGGAAUGGAUGGCGCAGGAAGAGGUCAGGCAACGCGAGGAGGCCAAGAUCAAAAAGGUAUAUGAUAAGGUGUGGGACAAGGCGUUCGACGACGUCCUGAGCCGCUGGCAGAACGAGAGGGCGAAGUUUUUGAAGAACACCGAUAUGCUGAAUGUGCGCAAGGUCCACGUCGACUGGCUGGGGGUGGACGAUUGGGAAAUCGACCCGGUGGCUCAGCCUGAGCAGAAGCUUGCUGACUUCAAUCCGUGA
Messenger RNA from Diutina rugosa, 1278 nucleotides. RefSeq names its product Anp1p (gene ANP1). The coding region runs from base 1 to 1278 and encodes 425 amino acids. The record is from RefSeq and is a predicted model, not a curated record. NCBI's taxonomy places the organism in Eukaryota, Fungi, Ascomycota, Pichiomycetes, Serinales, Debaryomycetaceae. Gene Ontology annotation, cellular component: mannan polymerase complex. The transcript has a single exon. Gene Ontology annotation, biological process: protein N-linked glycosylation; cell wall mannoprotein biosynthetic process. Gene Ontology annotation, molecular function: alpha-1,6-mannosyltransferase activity.